This is a messenger RNA of Lactuca sativa (garden lettuce), 1446 nucleotides long. RefSeq lists its product as uncharacterized. The record is from RefSeq and is a predicted model, not a curated record. Lineage: Eukaryota; Viridiplantae; Streptophyta; Magnoliopsida; Asterales; Asteraceae.
UUAAUCUUGCUAUAUAUAGUGCUAUUGUUAGAAAGUGAUUAUUGUACUAUCUAAUUACAUGCCCGUUAAAUAGAGAUAAUGCAACGAACUCUAGGAUACAGACACUCAACAUUCACAUAGAAGAGGAAUGGUGUAUUUGUCUGCCUGCAUGUGCCACUGGAGCGCCAUCAGGACUCCAACGGUGGCUACCGCCGGCCCUCCAAAGGAAACCGCCAAUUCAAGGGUUCUGAUACUAGGAGGAACCGGUAGAGUCGGUGGCUCUACCGCCAUUGCUCUCUCUAAGCUCUCCCCAGACCUCCGCAUCACCAUUGCUGGUCGUAACAGCGAAAAAGGUGCUAGUAUGGUGGCGACACUUGGGAAGAAUGCUAAAUUUUCUCAAUUCGAUAUAAAUGAUGAUAAAUCCCUGGAAUCUGCUUUGACUGGUGUGGAUCUUGUGGUACAUGCUGCAGGGCCAUUCCAACAAACACAAAAUUGCAAAGUCCUAGAAUCUGCCAUCCAAGCCAAGACAGCAUAUAUUGAUGUGUGCGAUGAUACAAAUUAUGCCUUGCGUGCAAAAGCAUAUAAGAAUGAAGCAUUAGCUGCUAAAGUUUCAGCGAUAACUACUUGUGGAAUGUAUCCAGGAGUGAGCAAUGUGCUGGCAGCAGAGCUAGUACGUAUUGCAAAAUGCAAAAAUAAUGAGCCUGAACAGUUGAGAUUUUACUACUACACAGCAGGAACAGGUGGUGUCGGCCCAUCCCUAUUAGCCUCAAGUAUACUAGUUCUUGGAGAGGAGGCUAUUACAUAUAGUAAAGGAAACAAAAUCAAAUACAGGUCGUAUAGUGGAAUGGUUAACAUUAACUUCGGAAAAGGAAUUGGGAAGAAAGAUGUGUAUCUCUUGAAUUUGCCGAAGGUGACAAGUACCCAUGAGUCCCUAGGAGUUCCAAGUGUUAGUGCUCGAUUUGGAACUGAGCCAUUUUUAUGGAACUGGGCACUUGAUGUAAUCGCAUGUUUCAUUCCAUCUGAACUCCUAAGAAACCGAAACAAAGUACAAGAGAUUGUUUGGUUACUUGAUCCAAUAGUUCGCUCCUUAGAUGGAAUUGUUGGGGAACGUGUCGCACUGAGAGUUGAUUUGGAGUGUGUUGGUGGAGAACAUAUGGUUAGUGUUUUCAGCCAUAAAAAUUACUCCAUAUCAAUUGGGACUUCAAUAGAUGCAUUUGCUCUUACUGUUCUUGAGGGUAGCACACAACAUGGUAUAUGGUUUCCAGAAGAGCCUGAAGGGAUCGCCAUUGAAGCACGAAAACUUUUGCUUGAACGUGCUGCACAAGGAACAAUUAAUUUUACAAUUAACAAGUAAUAUUAUUCAAUUCAUUUUUCUUUUACAAACUUGUCUUCCCAUAUAUAAUUAAAUACUUGAUAUAUACAUCUACCAUGAAUAUCUAAUAAAUGUAACACCCCAUGUUUUAUAUA